GCAACACCAUCACCACAAUAAACGCGAACGGAAAGCAAAAUUGAAAAUCAAGUUGUUCCGCCGCAUCUCCAAAAAAAGCACCGAAACUCGCGUGACUCCCCCCUUAACAACAGCAGACAACGAACGUACAUUCAUAUAUCUUUGGCAUUGCGUUUUUUGCCCUCAAGAGUCUGAACACCUGUGGAACCAACAACAACAGUAAUAAGCACUCAUGUUGAUUCAAUCAACGGCGGUGAAGUAAUUCACAAAACAACUGAGAAAGUUAAUCAAACGGGAACUUGAGAGUUGAGCUCUCUCUCUGUCCCAUUAAAUACUGUGAAGGCGAGAGAGCAUUACAUACAUAGUUAGGUCAAUGUUGCCAACGCAAACUUGACUACAUGGAACGCGGUGGUUUUUUCGUAUGAAUAACAACAGAAGAGGAAAUCAUCGGUAAAUCACACGCACGCACACAUACAAACAAACAGACUCAUAUACUUAUUAGACAAUUGAUAGCGGAUUUACUACAGAUAACAAUGGGUGUGCGUGUAGUUGAAGCUGAUUCGUCCAGCGACUCAUUUGAUGAUGACGAUUCAUGCUCUACCUGCCAGGCUAAGGCCAAAACGUCGUAUCCUAAGCACACAAGUACUGCGGGCGCCAAAAGCUCAUUUACGUAUGCAAAUGCAAGCAAGGAUCUCGUGGGCAACUGCAAGGAAUUCCGCAUUGAGAAUAAUAGUAGAAAUUUGCGCAUCAUUGGCAAUGGGAAUCGAGUGAGAAUACUCAGUAAUACAGGAAGCUUGCAGAUCAUUGGCAACAAUACAAGACUGAAAGUGCAGGAUAACAGUGCCCCCAUUAAAUAUACGGGCAAUGAUGGACGCAUCUAUUUGGGCAGUGAGUCAAAAAAUGUAGCCGUCGAUUAUAUUGGGUGCAAUGGCAUACUGAAGGUGGUGAAGUCAAUGGACUGGCAGGGCAGCCAGUGUAAGACGAAAAAGCAGCAAAAAAAUGGGACCCAAGGUGUCGGUAUACCAGCUGGCUCUCCACCAACGGCCAGAUGCAACUCAAAUCUUAAAGCGAGUGGUACUCCCGGCGUGGAGAUAAGCAACAACUUAACUAUUGUAAAUAAUAUCGGUGGUAACAUAGUCAUAAAAAAUGCCAUUAAUGUGAACAUGUGAAUCCCACAAUGGUAAUACUAAUUAAUUAAGUUUGUCCAAAGAGAGACUUUUGGCCAAUGCAUAUUGUAAUUGUCUUGCCUGAUAGAUUAACGUACAUAUACUAUGGUUCCUUCAUACAUACAUACUGACAAAGUCUAAAAGCUAAGCAAAUCGUAAAUGCAGCGCCAAAUAUAGUCAUUAGUAAUUAGUUAAUAAAAAAAACACACAUACAUAUGUAUGUACUUGUACUCGUAUGUGGGUCAUUGUACAAUUGAAA
Messenger RNA from Scaptodrosophila lebanonensis, 1404 nucleotides. RefSeq lists its product as uncharacterized. The coding region runs from base 513 to 1148 and encodes 211 amino acids. The transcript has a single exon. NCBI's taxonomy places the organism in Eukaryota, Metazoa, Arthropoda, Insecta, Diptera, Drosophilidae. The record is from RefSeq and is a predicted model, not a curated record.